Naegleria lovaniensis is the source of this 2415-nucleotide messenger RNA. RefSeq lists its product as uncharacterized. Lineage: Eukaryota; Heterolobosea; Eutetramitea; Acrasida; Naegleriidae. Gene Ontology annotation, biological process: G protein-coupled receptor signaling pathway. Gene Ontology annotation, molecular function: G-protein beta/gamma-subunit complex binding; GTPase activity; guanyl nucleotide binding. The transcript has 2 exons. The record is from RefSeq and is a predicted model, not a curated record. The coding region runs from base 1 to 2415 and encodes 804 amino acids.
AUGGGAAUUAAAAUAUCAGCGCCCGAUAUCGAUUCCAUCUCUACAGAUGAUGAAUCACCACAAAACAAUAAUAACAAUGGUAUUGAAAUCUUGUUGCGAGGUAGUAAUCAUCAACUAUUAGACUCAACCACCAAAUCAUCAAACCAACAAGCACAAUUAAAUGUGAUCAAUUUAUCCUCAAACACAAACCAUUCCAACGUGAUGGAUACUCAUCAUCAUAUGAACAAACUCUCCGGAGGAUCGUCAUCAUUUCUCAGGAAAAGGUCAAAAAGCGUUUCUGAACCAACCACUUCGGAUCAUCAUCCACAUUCCAAUCAAAACAAUGAAUCUUCGACCCGAGUAACGAUCACUGAUUUUACUCAUGCCAUUCCAUCCAGCACGAGUUCAACUGUUCAUAAUUCGGCCAACAAUACGACCUCUCCGUCCACAACCAUCAUUACCAAUAACAACCAUAACACCAUAGCCUCAUCAUCCUCAUCUCCAAUUUCAACGGCUGCAAAAUCCUCUCAUUGUCGUAGUAGGUCUUUCAAUUUUUUCAAAAGCAGUACGAGUGGGGAUCAUUCAGAUGGAAAUAAUGAUGAAAAUAAUGAAGAAACAGAUGAUGGAGUGUUUUCCACUCUCCAAAGUGCUUCGGGAAAGAGUUGUUUUCAAUCAAAUUCAAAUAACAAGGCUCAAGUGAUCAUUCCACCCCUUCAAAUUACCAUGAAUGAUAUGGGACAAUUAAGCCAAAACACUGAUACAACUAGUAAGGCAUCUCCACACUCUAAUGGCGGAAUGUCCAAUAGAACACGUAGUUUUAGAUCCAUCUCCAUUGCUUCCUUAUUAAGUAUUGGAACUAAUAAUUCAUCUCAUCAGAAUGGAGGAUUGUCGCCUUCCACGACUAGUAUGCACCAGCAUGCUGGAGAAAAGACACCACGAGGUGCACAAUACAGUAUUUACUCAAAAGCAGUGGCAAACAUGGUAAGCCCAAGGGAGAAGAAUUUGAAUAGAAUUGAAAAUUGUCGACUUGUGGUACUUGUUGGAGGUAUUGAUAGCGGAAAAACCACGCUUCUUCAACAAAUGAGAAGUCACAAUUUUACAUCCGCCGAAUUGAAAUCAAUUCGUGACUCGAUUCUCAUUUAUUGCAUUUAUUAUUUGAAAGUGUUGGUUUCCUCACAACAUGAGGUGAAUUUAAAUCAUUUACUUCACAACUCUUCUCCCGAGUUUAUUGAAAAUUUCUCAAAUUUGUAUCAACAAUUCCAAACUAUGAUUUCUCCCAAAACAGGUAAUCAUCACGAACAAGAUUCCUCUCCCAGAAUUUCCCCACUUUCUAGUCCUAAAAACAAUUCUACUGAUUCAUUUUCGCACGGCCUUUCUUCAAAUUCCACUGACGCAAAUUCUUCCUCUAGUAGCACUCCACGACAACUAGCCAUCAUUUCUCGUCUUUGGAAACAAAAGGAAUUUUUCAAAGUAAUGCAAGAAUUGUGGAAACAUCCACUUGUUCAAAAGUCAUACCGUGAACGAAAUUUAAGAAAAAUUCCAACACCUCUAUUGGGAGAAAAUAUUGAAUACUUUUUACAAGAUGGAAGGAUUGAAAAAUUGAAAAAAGUCAAUGCCAUGACUUGUCAAGAUAUGAUUCGAGCCAAGACUCUUACUAUAGAAAGUAUGCCAGUGGUAGAUUUUACUCAUCUCAACUUAGAACACGAUGGAUCAUACAAAACUCGAAAAUUUCUCUUGUUUGAAACUUUGGGUUGGAGAGACAAGCGUGACACUCAAAUUGCUCAACAAAACUUUUUAGAAAAACCUAACUUGGAUUGCAUUGUAUUUAUGGUUCCUCUUUCAGAAAUUGAUUUAGUUUGUUUUGAAGAUUUAAUUUCUCCUAGUAGUAGAGACUCCAUUGUCAAAUUAGGGAAUUCUAAUCGAUUACUCGAUAGCUUGCAAUAUUUUGAACAAGUCCUAACAAAAAUCAAGACCAUAUCCGAUAUUCAGAGACAACAACACAUUCGAAAAAUUCUUCUUUUCACCAAAGUCGAUGUAUUCAUUCAGAAAAUUAGAAAUGGUGACGCUAUCCAAGCUCUUUCAAAAUUCUUUUCAGAUUUUACUGGCAACAAGACAAAUCCCUAUCAAGUAUUUAAUUACAUUAGAGAUCGAUUUGUUUCCGUUCACAACCGUUGUAUGAAUGAAAAUGGAAAUUCAACUAAUGUGCCUGAACUGACCAUGCACGUGGUAAACCUGUUGGAAUCAUUUGAUAUUAAGGAAGUGUUUGACUCAAUUACAAUGAACGUGAAUGAAAUGUUUGUGAAUUGUGAAUUAAGCUCUCUCUUCCACAAACAACACAUUUUUAACAGGAGAAUUUUGUACAAGUGGGAGCGUUCACAAUUCACAGACAUUGAAAUUAGAAAUGUUGCAACUUACACAGACUUGGAUUACAUCUGA